Molecule: messenger RNA, 1955 nt
Organism: Funneliformis caledonium
Lineage: Eukaryota; Fungi; Glomeromycota; Glomeromycetes; Glomerales; Glomeraceae
Source: the annotation of a GenBank genome assembly
CGAGACGUAAAAUGUACUUGUCACCCGAAUGCUUGAACGAUCUUAGAUACCGUGUCUUUUGGGAGAGUACUGAUGAGCCAUCGCUUAAUAAGUUUUUGAAUUAUCGAAUACACGCGGAAGAUUUGAAAGAUGAGGUGGCGGAACAUAAUCAAUACAUAGGAGAACUAAAUUCUAUUAGCAAAUAUUAUCCCGAAAUGUCUGAAAUUGGAAAAAAGGUGAAAAAAUUUAAGCAAGAUUUCAAGAAUGAUAAAAACUCGCAACAGAUAAAUCAUUUUUGGGAUCUGCAAACGAAGAGACAAAAUAUUAUCACGGAGAUAAAGUUGCUUGAAGAAAGAAACAAGUUAAUUGAGAAGGAGCUGGAGAGUCAGAUUAAUCUUGAACAGACUCAACAAAUUCUGGAUACGGCAAGAGAGAACCGAGGUCAAGCUAGUUUAUUACAACGAGCAAUUACAGGAAAGAUUGAAAAACGCAUAUUGGAUGAAACACAAGUAUCUUGCAAACAACCAAAAAGGAAGAUCAAAGUUAUUAAUGGGAGUGAAACUGCACAUUAUUCUGAAUCUAAUGAUGUAGAAAAUGAUGAAGAGAUCAGAGAUCUUACGGAGGCCAAAACAACCAUAAGAAAUGAAGGAAACAUAGAUAACGAUACAUCAUUGAGUUCCAAAUCAACCCUCUCCACGUAUAAAGAAGAGGAAACCGAUGGGGAUGAGAUUCAAUUUAAUGAUUCAGACGAUGAUUUCCGAGCCAGAACUCAGGAAUGCUUUAACAAGCGUCCUUUAUCUUCUGAAGAUGAAUUGGAUUCAAACAAGACCAAAACAGAUUCUACGUUUAACGUAUCAUUCGACGAAUACACUACUGUACCAUCUGGUAAUGAUCCCAAAACGCUAUUACCGCCUAAGCAGGGUACUCUUAAACGUCCACUCGAUAUUUAUGAAAUGGACUUGGAUUGGGCACCGUGGAAGUUCGAUGCCAUAAUUAACGAUAUUGACAUAGAACAAAUCCUUCUGGAUUUAUAUAAAAAAUGUCAAAAAAAGAGACCGAAAACGAAAACGUCACUCGAUUGUGGCAUUAUUGACCUCAACGACGGUGUUAUUUUAGAAGCUCUAGGCGAGUCGACAAAGAUGUACUUCGAAGAAAAAAUACAGAGAUAUAAACCUAGAAAAGUCAUAUCUGAAGAUGUUGCAAAGAUCUUGAAAAAAUUUAAUGUAACAUCCUUAGAGGAUCUUGGAAAAGUACUAUCAGAAGUCAAAAUCGACUAUAAGAGUCUGGAUCGUGAUAUUGUUUAUGUGCAUCGCCUCUUUCAAAAAUUUUUUCUACUAUUCCAGGAUAAUGGUUCGUUGAACCUUAAUAGCUUUGAACUACAGGAGGGGUGGUAUAAUAGCCACAUUGUGGCGCCAAUUUUCGACGAUUGUCUCGAAUCGGUUGAUGAAUGGAUUCUCCGACGAGGUGAAGUUGAAAGUUGCGCCCAGAAAUGUCUUGAUCGAAGAACACGGAAAAGAAAAAAAUACGAUGGUAUUCUUUCCUUUAGUCGACAAUUUGAAUUCAUCUACAUAGAAACAGCCACCACGUCCAUACUCUCAAAAACGGAGGGUGAUUUGUCAAAACUACAUCAGGCCAUAAUUCUCAUGUUUAAACUAAUGGUGUCCAUUCUACCAGAAAAACUUUUAGAAGAGAUAUCAUCGAUGCCUGUUCUCUGUGUUCAAUUUAAUGGAGCAAGUAUUGAGAUAUAUCUAGCUAAUUGGCCAAUAAAUAUGCGGCCAAUCGUUUUUUCAAUCAUGGAAUUCGAUAUACCAGAAGAAGUAACAGCAUUGCCUAAACUAACGAAAGUAGCGGCAAAAAUGUUAUCAUUGCGGUCAUUUAUUCUAGAUCUAAAUAAAAAAUAUCAAGUGCUACUAAAGAAAGCGGCCAAUUAUUAUUUAGAUGAAGAUAAUGCCUGGGAUUCGCCACUAAAGUUGAAA